Bicyclus anynana (squinting bush brown) is the source of this 2926-nucleotide messenger RNA. Its product is annotated as O-acyltransferase like protein. The transcript is spliced from 12 exons. Lineage: Eukaryota; Metazoa; Arthropoda; Insecta; Lepidoptera; Nymphalidae. Gene Ontology annotation, molecular function: acyltransferase activity, transferring groups other than amino-acyl groups. The record is from RefSeq and is a predicted model, not a curated record. The coding region runs from base 16 to 2247 and encodes 743 amino acids.
UAAUCACAAGUUGGAAUGGUGGGUUAUGCAACCGGUCAGCGGCGCAUCGCAGGCGCAGUACACGCCAUGUCGCCGGUGCGCGCGCUCACGUUCGCGGCUCUAUGGGCUUGCGCAGCCGCCGACACUCGGGCCCCACCCGACACUAUUAAUGACGAUGUUUUUCAUACAAUAAAAAUCCCCGUCACUAACACCACACCUGGAAGUGAUGUAAAAGUUUACGAUUUUCAAAAUACCGGUUCGGUGAACGAUUUUGGUUUUAGCGGCGCGAGUUUGUGGGAUGCUGGGCUGGACCCUGAUGGAGAUGUAAUUUACAGAUUGAGCGAUGAGGAAUAUUAUGAAAUGCCUCAUCUCUUCCACCUGGACGAGUACGUGGGCUGUCUGGCACGGCGCGGCGCCUAUUGUCUCGGCAGCUUCGAACUGUCCCCCAAUGGGUACAGCCCGCUCUUCAACACCAUGCAGCGCUACUCCGCCAACUGGGUGGACUACUACAACCACACGCGUCUGCACCGCGGCGUGUGCCUGACCCGCAGCUGCGCGCCCGCCCACCGCCCCGCGCUCACUACGCCGGCGCUCAAAGCAUGGUUCGCAUCCUGCGUGAACACCAGCACUAUGGCGGCAUACAACCUGUCGGCCCGACUCUACCGGCUGGAGUACUGCCGCCGAGGGCCCGAGCGCGCGCCGCCUCUCAACGCCAACGAGAGAGGCUUCGCGGGUUUCUUGGUAGUGCUGUUCGGCCUCGCUAUGAUUAGCACCGUUUUGGAUUUGACGCUGACUGAUCAGGCAAAAAAGGGCUACGGUUGGGCGCUCUCCUGGUCGGUGCGUUCCUCGUGGCGCGCCCUCACAGCACCCGCGCCGGUCUCCCAGGGCGUCGACUUGCGCGUUUUUGACGGCCUGCGAGUGUUCUGCAUGCUGGGUGUCAUCCUCGAGCACGUGACCUGGCUUGCUAUGCUCUCCUACGUCGCCGACACGAGGGCUUACGAACAGAUGACCCGCUCCGGGGAUGUGAUACUGAUGAUUAAUAGCAGCCUGGUGGUGCAGAUCUUCUUUAUAAUGGCCAGCUUCCUGCUGGCGCACAAGCUUCUCAAGCAGCGCUCCUCAUCAUCCGCCGUCAGCACUUUCUUCGACACCAUGUUCAAUAGACUUAUCAGGAUAUGUCCAAGCUACUUUGUGGUGGUAUGGUUCGCGUCAUCGUGGUUUGAGCGGCUGGGCAGCGGGCCGCAGUGGAGCUCGCUGGUGGGCAGCGAGGCGAAGGUGUGCCGGCGCAAGUGGUGGACCCACCUGCUGUUCCUCAACAACGUAGUGGAUCCCGACGAGAAGUGCUUGAUACAGACUUGGUCCCUGGCAGCGGACAUGCAACUGUACAUGCUUGCGCUGGUGCUGACGUUGGCGCUGCGCGGACGGCGCCACGCUGUGUCGGUGCUGUGCGCGCUGCUGGCGGCGCUCACCGGCGUGUGCCUGGCGCUGGCGUACGCCUGGCGACUGAUGCCCACCUACGUGGUACACCAUCCCGAAACGAUUCGUGUGGAGUACCGCGGCAAUUUGUCGUUCAACUUGCUGUACCAGUCGCCGCUGGGCAACUCCGCGGGCGCACUGGCGGGCCUGCUGCUGGCGCACGUGCACCACGCGCUGAGCGGCGCCAACGUGCGCAUUGCGGACAGUAAAUGGUUCCGCUGGUCAUCGGUGGCGGCGGCGCCAGCCGCGCUGCUGUUUGCAGCCUGGUCGCCGCUGGUGCUGGGCGAGGGACCGCCGCGCCGCGCCGUCGCCGCCGUGCUGGCAGCAGUCGAGCGGCCGGUGUUCGCGGGGCUGGUGGCCUUGGCGCUGCUGGGUGCUAUGCAUGGCGUCAAGUCUCCGUGGGGCACGUGGCUGUCGUCGGGCGGAACCGUACUGGCGCGGCUGUCGUUCGGCGCGCUACUGCUGAACAUACCGGUCAACAAGUGGCUGCUGGCAGCCCGCCUGGCGCCAUCGCAGAUCGACCGCCAGAACGUGAUAUUCGAAUUUCUGGGAGCCGCGAUAGCGUCCUACUUGGCAGCGGUGCCACUCGCACUGCUGGUCGAGCUGCCGGUGCAGCGCUUGCACAAGGAGCUCAGCGCACUCUGCAGCCGGCCUCCACCGCCCACAGAACAGAACAAGUCACCGCAGCCCACAGAACAGAACAAGUCACUUCAGUCCACAGAACAGAACAAGAAGGGGGAGAAGACCGACCAUGUCAAACACAAUGACGGACAAGCUGAUCAUUUGAAAACAUAAUUUGAUCUAACAUUAGAUUUAUAGGGAAAAAUAUGGUCACUUACGUAUCUGCAGUAUCCAAAGACCACUAUAGGUUUUUAUAAAAAAACAAAUGUCUUUUAGUCGGUUGGUCAAGAUCGGUUCUGAUUUUACUUAUAAAAGUGGGUAUAAUUUUGGAAAAUAUCCAUAUUUAUUGUAAUAUUUGUUUGGCGGGGCGACAUUGAUUUGUCUUAUACGAGUUUAUAGAUGUAAAUUAAGAAAGUUACUGUACUUAGUACAAAGUGCUGUCGAAACAUUACCUAAUAGAAAUGUAUAAUACAGGCGUAGUAAUUUAUGAUAACUUUAAUUAAGUUAUAAUAACUUGUAUUUGUGAGGUCUAGGUUUUGUAUUUUGCUAUGAGGAAAACAAACUUGAGAUCCAUCUGCUGGUUUUGAGACACAAAACCAGCUAGAUAAUGAAAAUUAUUAAUAAUUGUUGAUUAAGUUGAUAUAAUAUGAAGAUGUAAAAAGUUUGAAUGUAAAACAAGUGAAAAUGGAAGUGUAAAUGAUAGGGUGAGAGAAAAGUAAUUAUUUAUGGCACUGUCAAGGUAUGAGUGUCCUUGUAACAAGCAUUACAAUUUACAAAGGCACUCUUGACUAACAAGGUAUUGAGUAAAUUAGCAAAUGGGAGUAGAAAAAUAAAGCUAAAAAUAAAAUCCUUG